AUGCCUGGAGGUGAGCGAUUUUUAUCGGUCAAUGGUAUGCAAGCCGGGUUGUGGAGAUCACGCGCUUGUUCCUCUCAUGGCCUCUUUGGUGUCGCCUUCAAUGCCGAAGGCACUGGCCCUGGUGUCCCCUACAAACGAACCGAAUCCAGUUUCGCCCCAGAGCUUACAUGGAUGUUUAAUGAUAUUGAAGUUGACCUGAUAGGUAAAUUUGGUCUCGGCGGAGGUGCAAAUGGGGAUGAGAUCGACUCAUACGAUAUCGCCUCCGGCAGUCCUGCAGAUGCCGUCGUGGUUGCCACGAGCAUUGGCUACCCGGAUACUUUUAGUACACAGACUGAUGAGAUUCGAUCUUUUAUCGUGUAUUACAAGACGGACGCUGGAGGUGCCGUGUUUUCUGUGGGAAGCAUCAACUGGUUCUGCUCGCUUGGGUAUGACGACUACCAGAAUAAUAUUGCACAACCUACAGAAGAGGUGAUGGGGAAAAGUGAGGUUUGA
Messenger RNA from Exophiala bonariae, 492 nucleotides. RefSeq lists its product as uncharacterized. NCBI's taxonomy places the organism in Eukaryota, Fungi, Ascomycota, Eurotiomycetes, Chaetothyriales, Herpotrichiellaceae. The record is from RefSeq and is a predicted model, not a curated record. Bases 1 to 492 code for a protein of 163 amino acids. The transcript has 2 exons.